GCAGUUAUAGCAACAAGAGGAUUUUGAGGCUUUGGUUUCAUGUUAAAAUAUGAUAUGCAGGCUUCUUCUCCUGGUUGUCCUCUGUCUCUUUGUGCCUGAUGCCCUGGGCGCCUGUGCUGAGGUGGACUCCAUGACUGAAGCUGUGGCUGGAGAGAACUUCCUCCUGGGCUGUAUCUCCUGUAAGAGGAGGGAGGAAGUGUCAGCCUGGACCUCUGUGGACUGGCACUUCAGACCCUCAGGAGAGCAGGACUACAGGCACAUCUUCCAUUAUGAGCACCCCACCGCAGACAUCCUCCAUGAAGACUUCAGCGGGCGUCUGGAGUGGCACGGCACCAUGCACGCCGACAUCCAGAUUGGCGCCAUCUACCUGAGCAAUGUCACCUUCAACGACACGGGCACCUACCUCUGCACCUUCCACCGCACGCUCUACCUGCCCAUGAUGAACGAGAAGGUCACUGUGGAGAAGGAGGUGGAGCUGACCGUGGUGGCUGUAGCUAAUCGGGAGCUGACAGCAGUGAUAUCAGAGAUCAUGAUGUUUGUGCUGAUUGUGGUUCUGCAGCUGUGGCUCAUUGUGGUCCUAGUUUACUGUUACAAGAAGAUCUCCGCUGAUCACGAGAGGAGAGAAGCCAGGAAGGCUCUCCGGGCCCAGGAGCAGGCGCUCUUGGAAUCCAAAGACAACUGCGAUGGUGUGCAGCUGGAGUAACCCUAUCUGUGAGGGAAACCUGAGCUGUCCUCCUUGUGUUAUACAGUUAACUGACUGGUCUUAGAAAUGUGCACAUCAGGGCUAUUUGAUACAGCCAAGUACAUAUGACUAAAUACUUUUUUUUCUCUUUUGCGCCCAGUGACUGCAGAGGUGGAGGUUUGUUAUUAUAUAAAACUUGUAAUCUUUGUAAUGAAUGAAUCAACCUGGCAUGAGACAUACUGUAUUCUGUUUUUUUAUAUAUAAGACUGUUUUUGUGCAUUGUCCCUAAUAUACAAAAAUAAAAUUCUAAUUUCAAUCUA
Molecule: messenger RNA, 1002 nt
Organism: Boleophthalmus pectinirostris (great blue-spotted mudskipper)
Lineage: Eukaryota; Metazoa; Chordata; Actinopteri; Gobiiformes; Gobiidae
Exons: 5
Coding region: 50-703 (217 amino acids)
Biological process (GO): cardiac muscle cell action potential involved in contraction; sodium ion transport; regulation of heart rate by cardiac conduction
Cellular component (GO): voltage-gated sodium channel complex
Molecular function (GO): sodium channel regulator activity
Source: RefSeq, a predicted model, not a curated record